AUGCAAGUCAAGGUGGCGUCGGAUGCGCAGCAGGAGCAUGCAGACAAGCUCACGCAUAGCGAAUGGGGCGCGCCGUACCUAACGAUGGAGCAAUAUUUUGAACGCGAGAAGGACCUGUAUGCGACGGAGUUCGCAGAGGCCGCCAUGACUGCGUACGUGCUGGUGCCGACGACCGCUCCGAACACGCUGGACUUCCUGGCCUACUUGGAAGUGUUCAAGCGGCCUUGUUUGUACACGGGCACACGCACGUACGGGUACAGCAUCGACGCUGUCUUCACUCCUGUGCACCAUCGAAGGAAGGGGUAUGCAGCCAUGUUGCUACAGCGAAUCGUGGAGCUCUUCCAUGACCAUGAUGGCGUUGUGAUCUCCAACCUGUACUCUGACAUUGGCCCAAGGUUCUACAGCGACAAGGGGUGGAAAGUACACUCUGCCGACGAGCUGGUGCUCCCAUCCACACAUGUGAUCCCGCCCAAUGAACCUCCCGCCGUCCACCUCCUGCCGGUCGAAUCAGCCCUCGACCGUGUGUGUCGCGACGACUUGAUGUACAUGGAGCAAGCAACCAAGACCGGCCCUCCGUCGGUGUACUUCCUGCUCACUCCGUCGCUGGUCCAUUGGUUUCAAGUCCGCAGCCACUUUUACGCCCGCACCAAGACAGCAUUUCCAUCUCCUCCCCGCUCGCUUGGCGUUUACUUGCUUGAUCACAAGGGCGUUGCCACGGAGUACAUGGUGUGGACGCACGACUUUGAGUACUCGGAACUGACGAUCCUCCGCUGCCGCGUGAGCGAGGCACAUGGCCGCGCGUUCGUCCGCGCCGCCGUGGCCCAAGCUGCCGAGUGGAGCCUCGCGAGUGUGUGUCUGUGGAACCCCGAGCGCUGGCUCGCCGCGGCCUUCUCCGAGUUUGUGACGACGCGCACGGACGACCUGCCGUCGCUGCUCGUGCGCGAAGGAGUGGACGACAAGCAUCAUGUGACGUGGUUCGGCAAUGAAAAGUACUGUUGGGUGUAAACGAAUAGCCUUAACAUUUCUAGGGCGAAAUACUCAAUAGGAGUACAACGCUGUGUUUGAGUAGUACAUAUGUAGUAGUAGGGUUAAUCAUGUUUCGAAUGGGAACUGGUUUGGCUGGCGGUG
Molecule: messenger RNA, 1128 nt
Organism: Aphanomyces astaci
Lineage: Eukaryota; Oomycota; Saprolegniomycetes; Saprolegniales; Verrucalvaceae
Exons: 2
Coding region: 1-1005 (334 amino acids)
Source: RefSeq, a predicted model, not a curated record